This is a messenger RNA of Colletotrichum higginsianum IMI 349063, 585 nucleotides long. Its product is annotated as ARD/ARD' family protein. The record is from RefSeq and is a predicted model, not a curated record. Bases 1 to 585 code for a protein of 194 amino acids. The transcript has 3 exons. Lineage: Eukaryota; Fungi; Ascomycota; Sordariomycetes; Glomerellales; Glomerellaceae. Gene Ontology annotation, molecular function: acireductone dioxygenase [iron(II)-requiring] activity.
AUGAAAGCGUACUGGUACGACAACCUCGAUGGUGACCAGCGCCUGGCGCACGACUCGGGCAAGGAAGUCACUAUCGGCGAGCUGAAGAAGCUUGGUGUCUUCUAUCACCGAAUUCCCGACCUCGACGGCGUCAACCAACUCGCGUCCGAACGUGGUUAUAGAAAUAGAGACGAGAUUGUCGUCUCGCCGGAGAAGAUGGGUGACAUCUACGAGGAGAAAGUCAAAUCGUUCUUCCACGAGCAUUUGCACGAAGAUGAGGAAAUUCGCUUUGUUCGCGAUGGCCAUGGCUAUUUCGACGUGAGGGACGUUGAUGACGCGUGGAUUCGAAUUCGCGUGGAAAAGGUGGAUGAUCGCAUAUCAAAUACACGCAGCAGGCAGACUAACCAUAGACAGGACGAUUUGAUCAUCCUGCCCGCCGGCAUUUACCACCGAUUCACCACGGACGAGUCUAACUACAUCAAAGCGAUGAGGCUCUUCAAGGACGAGCCUAAGUGGACCCCUCUAAACAGGACCACCGAUCUAGACGUGAACCCGCACAGAAAGGAAUACGUUCAGCAGUACCUUCAGAGUGAGAUUUCUGCAUGA